UGCAGCAGUAUCGGGGAACUCUCGCGGAAUAUUUCGUUGUAUUUCAUGUUGUGCAAGUGUUUCCAACCGGUGUGAAAGCGUUUAUUUAAAGCAACUGAUAUCAACCUUUGCAACGCAGUGCUGACAAACUGAAAGUGUGGGAGUGCGACGUUCGUUUCCACAAAGCAAUGGAUACGCCUGUUUCAGGCGAAUCAGUACUGAAACAGCAUGCCUCAGCAUAAGAAUCAACUUUCUGCCGUGAUUAAGGGUCGCGGACAGGCGGGUUUCAGCGAGUAUGAAGUGUUGAAAGUUUUCUGUGAUGUGUGCGAAUCCUUGGCCCAGCUGCACUGCAGCCAGGCACCCGUCAUCUACCGAGACCUAAAGGUGGAAAAUGUGGUACAAAACGAUAUGGGGCGGUUCAUCCUGUCCGAGUCGAGCACAGCAACUACCCGGUUUCUCAACCCGGUGGCUCACGGAAAGAAAGCAGUCGAAGAGGAAAUCCAAAAGAACACCACUCAAGCCUAUCGGGCCCCGGAGAUGAUUGAUCUCAACUCGGGUCACAGCAUUACUACCAAGGGCGACAUAUGGGCGCUUGGCUGUCUACUGUAUCGCCUUUGCUUUGGAACGUUACCCUUCGGAGAAAGUUCCAAAGCUAUCUUACACUGUCAGUAUAACAUUCCAGAAAAGUGCAGAUAUUCUCCGGAACUUUGUCAAUUAAUUCGUUUUCUGUUGGAAGCUGAUCCCGAGAAGCGUCCCAGUAUCUACCAAGUCUGUGAGUUUGCAUUUAAAAUUUCCGGAAAGGAUAAUCCACUCCGAAUAGCUCGGGAGCGUCAAAAAUCGCAGUCAUUGGGCAACAACCACCACAACAACUAUAGUAAUUCAGAUCAUAACGAACGGAAGCAUCACCAAAUCGUGGGGUUGGCAGCAUCGGCACCGUUCAGUGUUAGCACAAGCGUUGCUCCGAGAUCCCGUCCGAAAGGUCAGCACUCUGGUACUGGCGGUGGAUUCAACUUGGGACCACCUCCACUGAAUCCAUCGCCGAAAAAUGUGGUGUCCCCUGUUCCGGGAGCUGAAGCCGAUGUCAGGCAGUUGACCGGGCAGGAGAAGGCAAGUGCUGCCUUAUUUGUUGCCAAUUUUAGUGACAAUUUUCCUACGGCAUGUGCCCAACAGAGCGCUAGGAGUCCAGCCGGGUUAAACAUGGAUCUCCAACACCAGUCAGUAGCGGUCGGAGAAACACAGAGAAAUAUCGCUGAAGUGGGUUUUAGAUGUUUCCCAUCAGAUGCCAAACACCUACUGAUUCCACCGGUGGAAUCCUCCGUGCCGAAAGAUAAACCGUCUGCCGUUUCUCCGGCAUCGUUGCUUUCGCCGUUCGAACCGGAGCCACCGUCUUCGUCUUCGUCAUCAACCCGACCCCGUCCGACAACUUUGCUCCCUGCUGGACAUCACCACUCUAAGUCAUCGACUUCAUCAUCACAACAUCGUCGACAUCAUCACGUCUUGAGCAAUUCCAAUAGUGAGAAAUCCCUUGUGUCACCCGUUUCCAAUUCAACCUGGAACCCGUUUGGCGAUGCAUCACCGUUCAGUCCCAGUUCCACGCUGAUCGAAGAUCAUCUCUUUGGUGCAGAAUUCGAUAAGCUGCGGUUGGAAGGUGGCAGCCAGACGUCGAUCGUGACUUCACCCGAAGAGAUGAAGUCCGAACGUUCCUGGUUGAGAAAACCUCAACGCCAACAGCGCUUUUCGUUGCCAACAUUGACGCAAGCCUGUUCGACCAGCGUGCUGCCGUCGUCGACCGUGGAGAUCGUCCCGGAAGAGGAUCCGUUCGGUUCGGCACCGUUCACUCUACCCAAGCGAUUGAAGGAUAAAACCGGUAGGUCUUCAAAGUUGACUUCAAAGCUAAGUGAAGUGAUUGCUGGUGCGGCAGGAGGUGGAGGCUUGUGGCGGCAUUCGACAGGAGGAGGAGGAGGUAAGGAGAGUUUGAUUUCGACGACUCCUGGUGCGGUGAGCGGAGAGAAUGGAAGGAACGACAAUGCUGACGAAGGAGUGGACAAGUCAGCGCUGUUGGGAAUUAAGCUGGACGAUUUGAUCAGUGGUGGAGAAAAGGGCUCACCAAAUUUCAUCAAGCUGCCGUUGGACGACAGGAACAAGUACGAAAAGCUGAACUCGAACGACGUGACAUCCGAUGACAGUGAUUCGGAGUUUUAUCCGGAUUCGGCUGGAGGUGUCAAGAAGCACAGCUUUAAGCAGUUUGUAGAGAAUAAUAUACCGGAGAAGCUACAGGCGGUCUACCAUAAGGUUGAUAAGGGUCAGAUUAAGAAUGUGCAGAUUGUGAAGAAACUGCGCGGUAAGGUUGAAACAAAGAAGGGUCAGCCAAAGGUCGGUAGGUCCAAAGAUAAGCAGCAUGCGAAGAAAUCGGUUGGAGAACAAGGAGGUAAGGAAGGAGAGUCGGAUGAUUCUAUCGGAUCGGCGAGUGAUUUGCGGGCAAACGAUGACUUUCCCGAUGGAGAUGAAGGAGAGAGUGGUAAAACGGUUCCGGGUAAACCUUCGAAAAAACUCAACAGGAUGACUUUUGGUGAUGGUAGCGUGGAUGAUUGUAUUAGCGAAAGUAUUAAGACCUGUGGAUCAAGUGCCUAUCACGCCGAGUGUGAAAGCGUUACCACCAAUGAAGAUAACUCCAGUCGAAUCGUCACAAGAGUACGGGUCAAGAAACGAGAACAUGAUUCCAAACAUAGCGUAAUCGAUGAGGACGACUCGGGUGAAGAAGAUAUGAUACAGGGUGACAAACCGCUGCUGUUGGAUGAUGAAUUGGAUUACGAAUCCGCUCCCGAGAACAACACCAGCGGUGAGGAAGUACUUAUGGAUCCAUUCACUCCGGAAUCUUUACCUGACGAAUCGGAAAAGUUGACAGAGGAGGAUGAAAUUGAUUUGGAUCCUUUCGCUAUGGCACCCUUCAAGAAGCCGGCAGUUCCCAAGCGAACCAGUAUUAAAUAUAUGCCCAAUGUUAAUCCUAUCCCGGAAAACUGUCCGACCAUACCGGCACCGUCGCUACCGCCACCGCCACCAUCUGUGGACAAUUUUUGUACUUCUACACCUAUCAAGCCUGCUAGAUCUCAACUGGAACCCAUAGAUUUACCACCACCACCACCUCCAGUUACGGUUCCGAUUACUGCCCCCGAACCGGUACCGUUUCGUGAAAGAUCUCCAAACGCUCGAACCGAUCUGUUCGGUUUGGAACCGUUUCCUCCACUUGUGUUAUCUCCACCCAUACCCGCUACCCGACCUGUCUCGGAAGCCACAUCAAUUCCAACGGUUACCGUCCAAUCGGGAUCCGUCGCACUGACGCACAUCAUUCCAAACACAAUGGCAGCUUUACCUAUUGUAAUCCCGUUGGAACCGGCACCGCCGCCCAUCCUCCAGAAACCAAAUCCAAAUCCCCCCAUGAUCGCCCGAUCGUCCUACAUCAACUUUGGUCAAAUUCCAACGCAAAGCGUCAUCAACAGCUUCUCCCCGGACAACAACUAUGUCAACUUUCAAACAGAUUACGACGACGACGACGAUGUUCGGAAGUUGAAAUCGGACGAUUACGACGAUAGUAGCGACACGGUUGUGAAGAGUUCCUCUAAGGGUGGUGGGUUCCUCAGCAAGAAGGAGAAAGUGAAAUACAAUUCCCUAAAGGACCACAAGACGCCAACGGGUAAGGACGAUUCUAGCAUUAUGAUGCUUAGCGGAUCCGGGUCCGCGGGAAAUCACACAUCAAUAAUUCCAGUAAAGCUUAGUCAAAAGGUAAAGGUUAAUGUGGGCGGUUACAAAAAAGUGUCCGCCAAGGUUAGUAAGAAAGAAAAAUCCAACGGUAGUGCUGGAGGAGAGCGUUACGAGGAGAACAGCACAAAAUCAGCCAAAGCUUGUAAGCAGAUGGGUUUCAGCAACAUGAGCUUUGAGGAUUUUCCUUCGGAUGAUGCCAUCGAGGAGCAUCGAGCCGGCCCCACCGCCCAACGGCAUGGUCCAUUCGAAGUGGUCCGGAACGACCGAACCUUGCUGGAAGCGGAGAAGAAGUUUGGUUCGCUGAAACGACGCAGUAAUCCUUUCUCAUGAUUGUACGCCUUGGAAUCUCAGAAGCGGAAAACGUGAACGAUGAUGCGGCUAAUGCGAAUUGAACUGAAAGCUGAAUUGCUUUACUUAGCCAAAACUGUACAUUGGAUUAUAGCGAAGACAACAUAUCAAGAAGACUGGCAACUUUGCCUGAAUCCGAGCGACAGACACUAGCGCUGUGCUUGAGGGAAGGUGGAAGCAACGCAUAGAAAAAAUGAGCAGAUACACAAACCUUUCUUCUGAGGAUGGAACCUUUGCUGUUCAAUUCGUUCGUAGCAUUCACCUUUGAGCGGCAGAUGACGCGUUUGAAAAAAUGGAAGAGUUCCCAGUCUUCUUGAUAUGUUGCCUUCGAUUAUAGUCACCAAACAAAAUUAUCAAACCACAUAUUGCAAACACACAUAGAUAUAUGUAAGUCAUAAAGCAAGCAUCAACAAAAGCAUCAUUUGAGUAUAGGUAUACAGCAUAUCCAAAAACAUUAAAAUAGGAGAGAAAAAACAUUUCUGUUUUCCAAAAGUACAGGUAUAUUUUGUUUAGUUCCAAAAGCGGCAAAUGAAAUUAAAUUGAUAUUUGUUAAAUUUAGCAACUAAUUUAUUAUUUUACAUUCAUUUCUUUUGCACAAUUACUCUGCACUUAGGACUGACAGGUAGGUUUGUUAUAUUUAUGAUAAAUAUUUGUUAUUUUUUUAUUUCGGCUGUCAUAGAAAUUUCAAUAUAAACAGAAAUCAACUGUGGUCGGACGUUAAAGUUCACACAUUUGUUAUUUACCGAUGAUGUAACUGGUAAUUGUACUCGGAAUGGCGAAAGCUUUAGGUACCAAUAGUUUAUAGGAACUUAUCGGUUGACAGAAAAUAGAUAAAACUGCAUUCUGGUUGUAUGAUAAUUGUGACAGCUACUGUUAGCAGCUAUUAUUAGAUGGAAGGACAACAAGAGAAUAACUUACAAUAAAUAUAUGGAAAGAAGGUUUAUAUAAGCACAGAUGUGUCGCAGGAAAAAAGAACAAACUGUAUUAGAUCGCUACAAAGCAAACACUACAAAUAUGAAAUUCGUAUUCUUAUGCAGCUAUCUCAAUGUAUACAAUAAUCGAAAAAGGGGAAAAUGGAAAUAAAUACCCUGCAUAUAUAUUUAUAUUCGAAAAUA
Molecule: messenger RNA, 5201 nt
Organism: Ochlerotatus camptorhynchus
Lineage: Eukaryota; Metazoa; Arthropoda; Insecta; Diptera; Culicidae
Exons: 4
Coding region: 208-4068 (1286 amino acids)
Biological process (GO): protein phosphorylation
Molecular function (GO): ATP binding; protein kinase activity
Source: RefSeq, a predicted model, not a curated record